Arachis ipaensis is the source of this 1426-nucleotide messenger RNA. Its product is annotated as solanesyl diphosphate synthase 1, chloroplastic. Gene Ontology annotation, cellular component: chloroplast. Gene Ontology annotation, molecular function: prenyltransferase activity. Gene Ontology annotation, biological process: isoprenoid biosynthetic process; plastoquinone biosynthetic process. The record is from RefSeq and is a predicted model, not a curated record. NCBI's taxonomy places the organism in Eukaryota, Viridiplantae, Streptophyta, Magnoliopsida, Fabales, Fabaceae.
CUAUGAAGACUGCUAAACCUACUGUUAAUGGUGGAACUGAUGCAAUUCAAGGAAUUCCAACAGGAUUGGACUUGAAGAGUUAUUCAGAAACCCCCAUAUCACCAUCAAAGUUGUUUGAAGUAGUUGCUGAUGACCUGCAGACACUCAACAAAAAUCUUCAAUCGAUUGUAGGUGCAGAAAAUCCAGUUUUAAUGUCUGCAGCUGAGCAGAUAUUUAGCGCCGGUGGGAAGAGGAUGAGACCGGCUCUGGUGUUCUUGGUGUCACGGGCUACAGCAGAGCUACUUGGCUUGAAGGACCUUACUGUCAAGCAUCGACGGUUAGCAGAGAUAAUCGAAAUGAUUCAUACUGCAAGUUUGAUACACGAUGAUGUACUAGAUGAGAGUGACUUACGACGAGGGAAGGAAACUGUUCAUCAAAUGUUCGGAACAAGAGUGGCAGUGUUGGCCGGAGACUUCAUGUUUGCACAGUCGUCAUGGUAUCUCGCCAACCUUGAAAAUAUCGAAGUUAUUAAACUUAUCAGUCAGGUUAUUAAAGAUUUUGCAAGUGGUGAAAUAAAGCAGGCUUCUAGCUUGUUUGAUUGUGAUGUUGAACUCGACGAGUAUCUAAUUAAGAGCUACUAUAAGACAGCCUCUUUGAUUGCUGCCAGUACCAAAGGAGCUGCAAUUUUUAGUGGCGCCGACCGAAACAUCACUGAGAAAAUGUUUGAAUAUGGAAAGAAUCUGGGUCUAUCCUUCCAAGUUGUGGAUGACAUAUUGGAUUUUACACAAUCGGCCGAGCAACUAGGCAAACCUGCAGGCACUGACCUUGCCAAAGGUAACCUCACUGCACCGGUGAUUUUCGCCUUGGAAAAAGAACCAAAGUUGAGGGACAUCAUUGAAUCAGAAUUCAGCGAGACCAGUUCCCUUGACGAAGCCAUCAAGUUGGUCAAGAGUUGUGGUGGCAUCGAAAGGGCGCAAGAAUUGGCAAAAGAGAAAGCUGAUCUUGCUAUUCAGAGUCUUCAAUGCCUUCCUCCAAGCAUAUUUCGAUUAGCUCUUGAGGAUAUGGUAGCCUAUAACCUUCAGAGGAUUGCAUGAGCAUUUGUAUUGCAGAGAACAUAUUAUUGAAAAGAAAAUCAGAAGAACAUUCUUUGAUACUAAUAGAAGGAUGAGAACCAUGACAUUUGAACUUAUGUCAUUUCAAGAAUUUCCAGCCUUAAUAUAUUUGCAACUUGCAAAUUAAAUUACAUGGAAAAUAAUAUAUAUAUAUAUACUCCAUUGUUGUAUAAACAGCAUGUCUGCAAUAUUUUUUUCCCCAUUGUUCUUUUCUGAGAUCUUGAAAACAGUGAGGGGAGGGAAAAGAUGAUAAAUUGUCUUUUGUAUCUUUUUCUUCUAUAUUUUGUGAAGAUACCAUACAAUUGAGCUUGUGAAAUCAUCAUUUCUCGUCACCA